CUUACAACCAGCUUUAGCGGUGGGACGGAUUACGUUGUUCGGUAAUAGUAACCGACAAUAGUUACAAUGUCUAUGCGCCGAUUUUGUAGUACGAAACAGAGAAUGGCUAAUUCCUGCAUGAGUUCUCUUCAUGCACAGGGAUAACAUCCGUAUGAUCCGUAUUGUCAGUUGGCAAUUCUGAUAUGUAGUAAUCGCAAGCGAUCACAAACCAUGGCGUUGGAAAAGGAGAAUGGUUUAUUAGGCGCACGUGGAAAAUUUAUUGUUGUAGCACAAGAAAUUGCAUUUGCAAAGAUAUUGGCAGGAAAUGAUAAAACUCUUCGUGAGAGAGGAGUUAGAAGACUUGGCAGGUGGCUAAAUGCCCGAUCUCGUGGAAAAUGUGAUUUUACCGAAGAUGACUUAAUGAGGAUUUGGAAGGGCCUGUUUUAUUGCAUGUGGAUGGCAGACAAACCCCUUGUGCAGGAAGAGCUAGCAGAGAAAAUAAGCCACCUUGUGCACUGUUUCAACAAGACAGAUCUAGCAAUUACUUUUAUCCAGUGCUUUUACAGUACCAUGGUAACGGAGUGGAAUAGCAUUGAUCAGUUUCGUUACGAUAAAUUUUUGAUGUUUGUGCGUCGCUUCUUGCGUCAGACAUUUGAGUUUUGCCGGAAAUGCAACUGGAAUGCUGAAGUGAUUCAAGAAGUUUGCAAGGGCUUCAGUGCAACCAUUUUAUCUAUACAACCUAGUGUGACAAGCGAACAACCGGGGAGCUUGGUUAUGCAUUUCUGUGAUAUUUACCUUCAAGAACUCUCCAAGGUUAGCCGAGGGGAACUGCCUGUUGAUAUGCUGACUACUUUCCUGCAUCCAUUCAUCUGUUACCUUGCUGAACAGGAGAAUGGCAGAUUGAGAAAUAAGGUUGAAAGUGACAUAUUCCAUUACUUGGUGAAGCAGUCAGAUGCUGGACUGGAGCUUGAAGAGAUACGUAGAGCUUGGGCUCAGGCUCAUUCUGAUGGUGGCAGGGAAGGCAGAGAUCAGAUUGAGGAGGAUGAUGACAGUGAUGUGGAUUCAGAAACUUCUGUUGGUGAAACUGUUGAAGAUGGCCCCUUAGAUCCCAGGGCUGGUCUAGUAGACGUCCAGCUCCCCCAGCUUAUGUUUGAUGCAGAACACAUUGCAGAAGCACUACAGCAGCAAAGUCAGAGAUGUGCCAGAAAGAAAAACAGGAACACCCUGAAGUCACUUGCAGAGAAAUUCUGCAAGUUGGGUGCAGGCGCCUAUCCACAGGCAGCAAUAGAACAUCUGAUGAAAUCAAAACCCAAGAUUGAGAGAUUCAGAUUGACGGACAAAGAUAUUUACAGAGCAGCUCUGCAGUUGACAGAUUAUGAAAAAGAUGUAGAAAGGAGAAGAGGAAAGAAGAAGAAACAUGGACGAAAGAAACUUAACCAAGAUGUUGCGACAGAAAAUGAUGCUAAUACAGCGGUGACUGGUGAUGCAAACAAAAUGCUGAUAUUGGUAGCUGGGGAAAACCAAAACAAUAGUACAUCAUCAGUUACUCCAACAGUUGAAGUCAGCAGUGACUCAGGUGUGACAGAUGAAUGUUUACCAAAAGAGGUAGUGCAUGUUGGGGUAAUGGAAAGUAACAGUGAAGAUGGCCAACAAAGCAAGGAAGAAACAGAAGAGAACAGUUGUGAAAACUCGGUAGCAGCUCCAGGUAUGAAGAGGAAAUGCAGUUUUUUGGUGACAGAGUUAGAAAACAUGGAUGUGAGGCUACAGCAGUUGAAGGUGCGAAGAAGAGAAUCUCCCAAGUCCCUAAAAGCGGGGAAGGAUAAGAAAAAUGAAAGGUCUAAAAAGAGACCAAAAGUUAGUUUGGCUGCUCAGUCUUCAGCAACAGGCACCGGAAUAAGCGUAGGUGGUGAGUGGAAAGUGAGUAAUGUAGCAGAGACUACGUCAAAGCCAGAUAUUGCAGUGAGUUCUGUGACACCAAGUGGCAAGAAAGUGAACAUUGCCCUCAGCAGAAACAGUGCACAAGGUGUUCGUGAAUACCGCAUGGCUGUCAUACGAAGCCCAGCUAUUCCAUUUGAUGCAGGGAAAAAACCCGGUCAAGGUGUCUUGAAAUCCAAUCUCACUGGCAGUCGAAUUAAUCCAUUCUAUAAACUUAACAAAAAGAAAAAAUUGAACAGUUAAUUUUUAUUCCUUAAUGCCUUCACUCAGAACUUUGGAGGGGACAAAAGACCUGCCCCUGACAUCUGUGACUUUCUUUGAAAUUCUUUAUCUGAUAACGGAUUGCUUUAGUAUAUGGAUCCCCAGGCUAACUAAAACAAUUGUAUGACGUUUCUUCACCAUGAAAAUGGUACAAGUUUGAUUUUUGUUUUGUGUUCCUCAUGUUGAAAUAUUACUGGAUACACAGCAAAUGGAGAAACAACUUGACAGCAACACAGGCCCCUAAAAAAUCAUGUAAAAAAGGGUGAAAACUAUGCUGCCCGGACCUCAGAGGAUGGCAAAUAACACCCCAAGCUACCAUUUUGACAGGAGGCACGGAGACACAAACAUCAGCGGUUCAAGAUUUUAAAUAUUAAGAACGUUAAUAAUAUAUCACUAACUUAAACACCUUUUAACUUUAAUAGUUAAAAAUUUUUAUAUAAUAGUUUAAUCAUAUGUACUAUGAUAUAUGUAAUAGCAGUUCCUUAGCAUAUUGUAAUUACCUUCUGAAAAUGGUCACAACUGACCGAAACAUAUAAAGGCACUGUAUAUAAAUAUGUACUGAGUCACACUGGAUGUUGUUGUCAAAUCAUUUUAUUAUAAUUACUGGAUACUACUUGCACUUGUAUUUUGUGUGUGGUUGCGGGAUAAAGCGGUCUGCCUUUGUCAUCUCUUUCUACUUCCAGCUACUGUCUUGAGUAAAUCUUCACCACAAGGGCACAACUUACAAAGAGAGCAGUCAAUAUGUGGGUAAUUAAAUUUAUCUUAUUACAUGCUUGAACUGUUAGUUACAAAGUAAACACAAAGAAAUAGAUACACAAAGAAGGAAAACACAAAAACAAGGCAGUUUGUAUCAUUUAAAUAAUAAUAAUUCAGUUCUUGAUUUAUUUAUGUGCUGUGCUCAGCUGCUAGUGGCAAGUCAGCACAAAUACAAACAGCAACAGCAGUGAGACAACACAGGAGAAAACACACAAAAAAAUGAACACGUAAGGAUAUUUACAUUUAAACAUGGGCCACUAAAAGUAUCUUUACAUUUACAAACUGCAUUUGCCUCUGAAACACAUCUAGCUAAAGAACAGUGGCAAGAAGAGCACAUGAACUUGGUGAAGUUAACGAAUGUUCAGAGUAGGAACAUGAAUGCCAACUGCAAAAUUUAGUGCCAUUAAAGAGAGUUAUUGAGAACAAAGCAUCAAAAUGAUGAUCCCUGUUAUUCAGUAUCAGCAAAUUUAAUCUUUCCUACAAGUUAUAGUGAUAUUCCACAUGUUGAAAAAAAAUGUGUUGUGGCAAAGGGCUGCAAAUUUUCUUUCUAUGUGCUAUGGAGUGUGUAAUCAUGAGUACAAGCAAUAAAAGCAUAUUCUAGUUAGGUCUGACCAGAGCAAAAUAUAGCCUUGGUAGGCUUUCUAAGGGGGAAAAGGAAAAUUUUUUCGAAUUAGCCCAAUUAAUUUCAGUGCUUGUGAAAAAAGAAAUUUGACAUUUUUUUUGGUGAGGAAUUUGCUGUCUUCUGUUGUUAAUAUACUGUACAUGCUCUUGUGUGUCUAUAACACGUGUCAAUUUUCUAUUAGAAUUCAUGUGCGUGAAGUUCUUUAGAUGUGAUAAGUAAUCACAUGCUUAAUGCAAACACAGAAAUACCUUUCAAUCCAUGUACCAUGGAAUGACCUGUUUUCAUCAACAGCAUUUCUCUUCUUUACUGUGGCUGUGUUAGAAUACAACAAUUUGCCAAACAGACUCGGUGAAUAAUGUUAAAGCACGUGGGCUUUGUUCAUUGCCGGAUCACUUUCAUGCAUUCUUUCUGGUUAUGCUCGUUUUCUGAAUUUUACUGAGUGGUAACAUAAUCACUCUAUCUGGUCUUUUAAUCAGAAAUGUAAAACCUACCUUUAAACAAACACCACAUUAAAUCCAAAAUUUAAGGUCCCUAUGAGCCGACACCAUGACAAUCAGAAUAAUGAAAUCUCUCUUCAAGCUAGCAAAGCCCAGAGAGAUCAAGAUCAUGCACAACAUAUCACAAAGAAGUGCUGAUAAGUGCUGCUGUCUGACCUGAUCGUGCAACAAUGAGAGAUCUAUUAUCAUGAAUACCUGAAAAUCUGCACCAAUAUAUUAUGGCAAUAAUUAUGGUUUUAAUUGUAAACUCUUUAAAUUUGAAUAACGUGUACAUUACUUUAAAAAUAUUUUGGACAUAAUUUUGAACUAAAUAUUUUUAGUGUUUUUACUUACGGUCUGUACCGGCAAUUUUGGCUUGCCGCGGGUUGCAAUCUCAUGUCUAGAAAGUCAGAAUAUGGCUAUAGGGGACCUUGACACAUUUGCAAACGAAAAUUUUUCUUAAUCACAUUUUAUAAUUUGUGCUUCUUAAUUAUUCGGGCACGUGGCAGCAUAGUUGGUGGAGGCUAUAUGCUACAAGCGGGAAAGUCGCGGGUUCGAUUCCCGAUGAUGUCAUUAUAAUUUUUAUUUGACUUGAUCCUUCCAGCU
This is a messenger RNA of Cryptotermes secundus, 4635 nucleotides long. RefSeq names its product ribosomal RNA processing protein 1 homolog A (gene Nnp-1). Gene Ontology annotation, cellular component: nucleus; preribosome, small subunit precursor; preribosome, large subunit precursor. Gene Ontology annotation, biological process: rRNA processing. The record is from RefSeq and is a predicted model, not a curated record. Lineage: Eukaryota; Metazoa; Arthropoda; Insecta; Blattodea; Kalotermitidae. The coding region runs from base 211 to 2157 and encodes 648 amino acids. The transcript is spliced from 9 exons.